AUGCGAGCUCCGUCCACAGACCUGCUGCGCGCGCUGCGUCGAGCUACUACAACCACACCCUCACCCAAUGUGGUAUACACGUCGCGGCCCCGGGCCCAACUACGGUGUCAUCGACUGUAUGCCUCUCAGCCACAGCACCAUCCCCGUAUCCGUGCCUUCUCAACAACUCCUACAUAUCAUGAUCAGCAAUCUUCCGCCCGUCCACCGACUUCACCCGCUCAAUCAUCCAACAUCCCGCCGCGCCCGCGCCCGACCGCGCCUCCUCCCAAUCCCGCGCGUCCCGGCUCACCGCGGAUCAACCCCUACGCGCCCUCGAAGAGCAAGGACAGAGGCCCGGCCUCCAAGGAAGAGACGCAGACGGACUUUUCAAAGCUCGACAUCUACGCCUCCGCGGGCGUCGAGGAGCCCGCGACGUCCAUCGACGCCUGCACGCCCGACGGCUUCCACUUGAACAAUGGCGUGCAAACGUCCGGAGGUCGGGGGGUGGUGCUCGUGGGAGGCGAGGGAUUCGUGUGGAGUCCCUGGGAUGAUGCCACAACCUCCUCGACCUCACCCGCGUCCGGCCAGAAGCAAGCCGCAGCGUCACGGUCACGCUUCUCACAGUUCCUAACCGCCCGCUCUGUCCUCGACUUCCCGCCCUCGGCGUUCGGGUUGCUCGCCUUACUCUACCCGAAGCCCGACCUGUUGAUCUUCGGCACGGGGCGGCAAUUGCACAUGCUUUCCAAGGACACGAGGCGGUACCUCUCCGAGGAGCUGGGCAUGAAGGUCGACGUGAUGGAUACGGCGAACGCGGCUGCGGCGUAUAAUUUGCUUGUGAUGGAGCGAGGGGUGGAAGGGGUGGGCGCGAUUUUGAUCCCAGAGGGGUUCGUGUAG
Molecule: messenger RNA, 873 nt
Organism: Cladophialophora yegresii CBS 114405
Lineage: Eukaryota; Fungi; Ascomycota; Eurotiomycetes; Chaetothyriales; Herpotrichiellaceae
Exons: 1
Coding region: 1-873 (290 amino acids)
Biological process (GO): mitochondrial respiratory chain complex I assembly
Cellular component (GO): mitochondrial inner membrane
Source: RefSeq, a predicted model, not a curated record